Acromyrmex echinatior (Panamanian leafcutter ant) is the source of this 1327-nucleotide messenger RNA. RefSeq names its product serine-threonine kinase receptor-associated protein wmd (gene wmd). Gene Ontology annotation, molecular function: RNA binding; protein binding. The record is from RefSeq and is a predicted model, not a curated record. Gene Ontology annotation, biological process: spliceosomal snRNP assembly. Gene Ontology annotation, cellular component: SMN complex. NCBI's taxonomy places the organism in Eukaryota, Metazoa, Arthropoda, Insecta, Hymenoptera, Formicidae.
GGCCGACCGGACCGACGACCGUGUCAGUUCGUGUUUCAGUUUCAGUCAGUCGUGUUUCGUACGCUUGACGUGACGGACGUGAACGGUAGUGACGGUACGCCGAGUGGCCUGAAGCCCAGACGAGCGCACGUGGAGGCACUGGAAGUCGCGGUAGCGAGCUACCGUUCGUUUGCUCGUCGCAGGGAAAGAAGGCAGGAAGGAAAACGGGAAACGGCGACGGCGACGCGACGAACGGCGCGAUGGCUAGUUUAAGGCAGACCCCGUUGACGUGCAGUGGACACACGAGACCCGUGGUCCAUCUCGCCUUCUCCGACGUCACUGAAUCCGGGUACUAUCUCAUCUCAGCGUGCAAAGAUGGCAAACCUAUGUUACGACAAGGUGACACUGGAGAUUGGAUUGGUACAUUUGAAGGACAUAAAGGAGCAGUGUGGGGUGUAGCAUUAAAUCCACAGGCUACUCGAGCUGCAACCGGCGCAGCAGAUUUUAAUGCUAAAGUCUGGGAUGCGAUUAAAGGAGAAGAAGUUCAUUCUUUUCAACACAAUCAUAUAGUUAAAUCUGUCAACUUUAGUACCGAUUCUAAUCAUCUUUGUACUGGUUCUAAUGAAAAACUUGUACGCAUUUAUGAUCUUAAUAAACCAGAAGCAGCUCCACAGAUCUUCUCAGGUCAUGCAAGUGGUAUUAGGCAUGUCACUUUCUUUGACAAUAACUCUGCCUUAAUUACCUGUGCAGAUGAUAAGACACUGAGGGUAUGGGAUAGAAAUAGUGGGCAAGAGGUUAAGAGAUUAGAUUUUCCAGCGAUUCCUAGUUCCAUGGAAGUAUCAAAAGAUGGAAACAUCAUUACCACUACUCAUUCUAACAUUGUUACCUUUUGGAACAGCAAAGAAUUAACCAAGAUAAAAGAAUUUAUGGUCCCGACUCAAGUUAAUAGUGCCAGCCUGCAUCCGGAUUGUACUAUUUUUGUUUGUGGUGGAGAAGACUUUAAAAUGUACAAGUUUGAUUACAAUACAGGGGCGGAACUAGAAUCGUUUAAGGGACACUUUGGACCCGUACAUUGCGUACGCUUUUCACCAGAUGGUGAAUUGUAUGCUAGUGGAUCCGAAGAUGGUACUUUGAGAUUAUGGCAAACUAUAGUCGGAAAAACCUACGGAUUAUGGCGCUGCAUAGAACAGACUCCUGCAAUACAAGAAAAUACCGCCGUUAUUAAUAACAAACAAGAAGUUCCUGCCAGUUAAACUUGAACCUCAGAGAGAGAUAAAAAAAUCUUCAUAAGUUUUCCGAAAGCCUAAAAGCAGAUAUCUCAAAUUAAAUUGGAUGAAUAAUCUGCAAA